GAAGCCACUCUCAGGUAAAAGUCCUUAUCCCUGCUAUGAAUUUUCUAUAUGUUCACUUCUCCCCUUGCACCCUGGCAGGGUUGUAAAAAUAACUUAAAAACAAUAAUUACUAGGAAGUCAAACAAAAGUACACAUCCCUGGAAAGUGAGAUAAUCCCUGGAGGAUGUGGGCCUACUAGACAAUCACAGUUAAUGCUGAAAGGACACUCAGAGAUCCCUUUUGCCUGUGUCUAAGUUUUGGGUAAUUUUUCUUAACAGCAUCAUUCACUCUUCAGAAGCAAAAGAGUAGGAAGGGAAUUAGUGGAAAAAUCAUCAGAGAUCCUUCUCCAUUCAGCAGGUACAGUUCUAAUCUAGAAGACUGGCAAAUAGACAUAUUUACAGAAAAGCCUCCCUUGCUCUGAGUGAACAGUAAUUAUAUCCCAAAGGAGUUUCCAUACAGAAUCACCCAUGGGUCUGGGCAGAGGUUGGGAGGUACCGUGAGCUACGUAUGUAUCCCAAGUGACAGCAGGAGGGAUAAACAAAAACAAAAAUUGUAAGACAUGAAUAAGCUACAGCAAAGGGCAUACUGCAGGUAAACCACAGGAAGAAGUCUACAAUUCUUUGAGGAGCAUAAGCAGUUAUAUUAGAUUAUCCAGUGUUACCUGUCCUCAGUUGUGUAGUUACUGUUUAUUUUAUAUGCAUGAGAUAUGAAAUGAUGGAACACAUUAAUGUAAUACUGUUAAUAUUUCUCACAGGGAGCCUUAAUAUGUGCUGGUAAUACUCCUUUAUAGGACAUUCUUUUUGUUAUCUGUUGUGUAUUUAAGUUAAAUUUUUGAAUAUAUUGAAUGUUUAAAUUUGUGGUACUCCUUUGUAGGACCUUUGCCUCUCUGUCUCUGCACUCGGGGUUUGGUCCUGCUGCCUCCAUUCAAACCUAAAUAGGAAGAGGAACCGUAUCACUGUCGGUGGAUCCAACAGCUGAUCAAAGCCAGCGUCUUAGGGGCUGAGUAGCUUUUCUGAAGAUGGAAGGGGUCACGGGAGGGCCCCAUUGUACAGGCACCGCCAUCCUGCUAGCUGCAGGUGUUUUUCUCCUCAGCUGUUUCCAAAUCACUGUGACCUACCUCCCUCACCACAGUAUGCUUGCCUCUGGGGAGAAGAGUUGUUUUCCCUGGGACUGCUUCUUUCAUGGGAACAAACCAUAUUUGCUUCCUAUUGCUGCUGCUGUAGCAAAUUAGCACAGACUUGGUCACUUAAAACAACACAUGUUUAUUAUCUAGCAGCUCUAGAGGCAGAAGUCCACAAAAUGGAUCUUUCUGGACAAAAUCAACAUGGUGGUGGGCUGCCUGCCAUCUGGGGGCUCUGGGAUGAAUUGGUUUCCUUGCCUUUUCCACCUUCUGGAAGCUGCCUACAUUCCUUGGGUUUUGAGCCCCCUCCAUCUGCAGAGCCAGCAUGCAGCAUAUUGAGAUCUCUCUGACCUGUGCUUCCAUCACCUUGCCCCCUGCUCCCACUCUGACUCUUCUGCCCCCCUCUUUUUCUUAUAAGAGUCCUAUCAUUACAACUGGGCGUAGCUGGAUAUCUAGCUUAAUCUUUUCAUAUUAGGAUCCUUCACUUAAUCAUAUCUUCAGAGACCCUUUUGCCAUACAGAUAACAUUUUCACCGGUUCCAGGGAUUUGGACAUGGGCAUCUUUGGGGUACAGUUGUUCUGCCUACCACAGGCCUCUUCUUCCUGUUUCAUAGAGUUGUUAAUAAGGAUUAAUCAAGUGAAUGCUUAUAAAAGCCUGGAAUGGUGCCUGGCACAAAGUAGGGGCUCAGUAAAUGCCCACCUGAGUAUGCAUGCAGACUUACCUCCAGUCCUUAUGGUAUUUAAAUUGGGAAAAUAGAAAGUAAAAAAAAUCCAAAAGCUUUUUGGCUAAUUCUAAGGCAGCCCAUCCAUAGACAGGUACUAGUGAAGAAUAAUGUAGAUUAUUUUAUGGAUUUUCAUUUAGAAAGAUAGUGUUUUUGUUGCUAGUUGUUGACUUAAAGGUAUUUGAUGUAUUUUUAAGUCACCAUUAAAAUGUCGUGAUCUUAAGAAAAAAUCAUAAAUAGAAUGCAAAAAUGCACACUUGAUACAUUGUUUGGAGAUCAGAGGUAGUUCUAAUCCAAGGAUUUUUCCAAGUACUCCUUUUAUUGGAUAACUAUUUUCAAAUUAGCUUUAAAAUGUAAAACAUAUUGACAUUAGCAUUCUAUUUCUAAGGUUUAUUUCAACAUAUGCACUUUUGAAAUUAACAUUAGAAAGUUCAUUGAUUUCAGAAAGAAUGCAUACAGCAUACUUUUAGGGCAUAUUUAGCCAAAAAUAACUCACAUAUUAAUACUUUUGUUCUAACAACACUGUUGUAACUUUUUUUUAAAAAAAUGAAAGAUAGCCUUAACCCUUAAAUCAGUCCUGCUUUUAAGAUGUAUAAAUGAACAUUCAAGGAUACUAUUUUAGCAAAGCAUUACUAAACAUAUCUGGGAUGUUUAAGUUUUUUGUUCUUAACAAGCUCUGUCCAUUAAAGUCUUCAUUUCCAUUGCAAAAGGAAUCUGUUCUUGUUCUCAUGAAACAAAAACAGUUUCAGCCAAAAAUAUGAAUAUAAAACUUCUACUUGACAGAAUGUCAAUUUUACCUCUAUGGCUUAAAACAAAAAAAAAAUAUUUGUUCCAUGGUUGUAGUUAGUAGAGAGAAUGGUGCUGAUUUUGCUUGGACAUUCUAGGGACCUGUGGAGAACCACUGAAUCUGUUCAGUGGCUUUGGCUGGCUCCAUGGUUUCAGUGGCAGCUGAUGAUAGUGCUAAUUCACCCAGACGUGCUAGGUUAGCCUGGUCUUCAGAAGCACGUCAACAGAAACCUUGUGCACAAAACAGGCACCUUUCUCGCUCUGCCUCCUGUGUGGCUUUGGGAGCUGGUGGUGAAGGUAACAAGUACACAGUAGCCCUGGGGACCCUUUCCCGAGCCCCGAGGCUCAGUCCAAAGUUAGACCCAUUCUGGGUGGAGCACAGUCGAUUUCGAGAAUUAGAUCCUCUUAUAUCUUUGUGUUGUUCCUUAAUUAAGCAUGCUUUUGUCAAGGGAAAGGCUAAAAGACCUUGAGAAAAUCAAUACCCUAAGAACAUACCCUUUGCCAGCCUUCUGGAACCUGAAGCCGCCUAGCAGGAUACUCAGCAAAGAUGUUAGGUAGGAUAAAAGCAGAACUUAAGAAGAAAGAAGUGAGGGAAACUAUGGAGAGUAGCCAAAGGUCUGAGGAUCGGCCAGGAGACAAACAGGUGCUGAUGGGGGACGUGACCUAGAAGAGACUGGCACCCUGCGUGAAGGGUGAGGCCAGAGAGCAGGGCAAGGAGACAAAGGGAGAGGUGGGUGAGAAAGGGGGGUUGGGGAGAGGCAGCCUGCUGGUGCAGUAGACAUCAGAGCUGCCGAGUUGUAGAGAACAGAGCUGGUAAAUGUGAAUUCAGGAUGAUGGUGCCCUAAAAUCCCCAGCUUCAUGGCCAAGCUUAACGGUAGGGGAAGGGGGCAAAAGCAAUGGGGUGCCCACUGUCCCUGUACAAAAUUGACGUAUGUGAACAUAGCCGAUUGAUUUUGCCCACCCCCGGAUUAAUUACCUGUAGAAAGGCUGAGCCUGAAUCCUGCAACCCUGUGGUCCGGGUGGAUUGUACAUGGUCCUGGGAAGAAAUGUGAAUGGGUCCUCAGAGCUCAUGUAUCUUUGAUUUGAGAUGCUAUUUCCUUUGGUGUUUUUCCUCUUCCCCCAACACUUUCAUUGGGGGAGAAAAUUGCUUUUGUGUUUUGCUUUUAUUUGUCUUUUACUCUACACCAGGGUUUUAUUAUGACAUUUAAACCUCUUAGGAACACUCAUUGCAUUAUAUCAGGCCAUGUGGGAAAUGUUGAUAAGAAAAUUAAGUCCUAUUUGUGUUUGCAAUCUACAGUACUGAGUGUUUCCUUCUCAUAUCCUCUGAGGUUUGCAGGGGGCAGGAGACAAAGGGCAGAUGUUGAUUGGGAGAGACCACAACAGAAUUUUCUGAGAUGCUGGCAAUACAUAGAAUUCUGACUUAAAGACUGAUGGGCUGCUAAAAAAAGAGUGAAAUCUUGCCAUUUGUGUCAACAUGGAUGGACUUAGAGGGCCUUGGUUAACUGGGACCCAGUGGAUCAAACAGUGCUUGCCAAUGAGCAGGUGGAUGAACAUGGCUGUUCAUGGCGUUCUGGAGCAAAGGUGGAACAGAAGUACCUCAGACAGUGGUUUAUUAAGACAACUGCUUAUGCAAAGUAGAGAACUCAGUCAGACCCAUCUCACUAAGGCCAUGCAGGAUGCGCUGGCAGACCUUCCAGAAUGGUAUGGAAUAAAAGGCAUGCAGGCCCACUGGAUCGGGGACUGUGUGGGCUGCCAUCUGGACUUCACAUUAAAGGUUGAUGGGCAAGUCACAGGGGAGAAGCUAACUGCCUACACAGCCACCCCUGAGGCCAUUUACGGCACUUCCCACGUUGCCAUCUGCCCCAGCCACAGACUCCUACAUGGGCACAGCUCUCUGAAGGAGGCCUUUCAGAAAGCACUUGCCCCUGGCAAAGAUUGCCUCACGCCCGUGACAGCUGUGAACAUGCUCACCCAGCAGGAAGUCCCUGUUGUUAUCUUGGCCAAAGCUGACUUGGAGGGCUCUCUGGAUUCGAAAAUAGGAAUUCCCAGCACCAGCUCAGAGGAUACCCUCUUAGCCCAAACUCUGAGCCUGCCUUACUCAGAAGUCAUUGAGCCUUUGCCAGAUGGUACCGAGAGACUGAGCAGCUCUGCUGAGUUCACAGGUAUGAGCCGGCAGGAUGCGUUUCUGGCCCUGACGCAGAAAGCCAGGAGGAAGAGAGUGGGCGGACACGUGACUAGUGAUAAACUGAAGGACUGGCUGGUCUCGCGGCAGCGGUACUGGGGCACACCCAUCCCUGUGGUCCACUGCCCGGCCUGUGGGCCCGUGCCUGUGCCUCUAGAGGACUUGCCUGUGACCUUGCCCAGCAUCACAUCUCUCACUGGCAAGGGAGGCUCCCCACUGGCCAUGGCUUUGGAGUGGGUGAACUGCUCCUGCCCUCGGUGCAAGGGAGCAGCCAAGAGAGAGACAGACACGAUGGACACCUUUGUUGAUUCUGCAUGGUACUACCUCAGAUACACUGAUCCUCAGAAUGCUCACAGGCCUUUCAGCGCGGCACUGGCAGAUUACUGGAUGCCUGUGGACUUGUACAUCGGAGGGAAGGAGCAUGCCGUCAUGCACUUGUUCUAUGCGAGGUUCUUCAGUCAUUUCUGCCAUGGUCAGAAAAUGGUCAGACACAGAGAGCCUUUUCAUAAGCUGCUGGCCCAAGGCCUUAUCAAGGGACAGACAUUCCGCCUACCAUCUGGAGAGUAUCUACGGAGAGAGGAAGUAGAUCUCACAGGUUCUGUUCCUAUUCACGCAAAAACAAAAGAGAAGUUAGAGGUGACGUGGGAGAAGAUGAGCAAGUCCAGACACAACGGGGUGGACCCCGAGGAAGUGGUAGAGCAGUAUGGCAUCGACACACUCCGGCUCUAUGUCCUCUUUGCCGCCCCUCCUGAGAAGGAUAUCUUGUGGAAUGUGAAGACUGAUGCUCUCCCGGGGGUACUGAGAUGGCAGCAGCGUCUUUGGUCCUUGGCAACCCGAUUCAUUGAGGCUCGGGCUUCUGAGAAGGUUCCCAGGCCUCAACUACUGAGUAACGAGGAGAAAGCCCAGGCCAGGAAGCUCUGGGAGUAUAAGAACUUGGUCAUCUCUCAGGUAACCUCCCAUUUCACAGAGGACUUCUCACUGAAUUCUGUGAUUUCUCAGCUGAUGGGACUCAGCAGUGCCCUCUUGCAAGCUUCUCAGAGAGUUGUUCUCCACAGCCCUGAGUUUGAGGACGCUCUGUGUGCCCUGAUAGUGAUGGCUGCCCCCAUGGCCCCUCAUAUAACCUCCGAGCUCUGGGCAGGCCUGGCGCUGGUGCCAAGGAAGCUCUGUGGCCAUUAUGCCUGGGAUGCCAGCGUGCUGCUUCAGGCGUGGCCAGCCGUGGACCCGCAGUUCCUUCAGCAGCCCGACAUUGUGCAGAUGGCAGUUCUGAUCAACAACAAAGCCUGUGGCAAAGUCCCUGUGCCCCAGCAAGUCGCCCAGGACCAGGAUAAAGUCCAUGAACUUGUUCUCCAAAGCGAGCUGGGUGUGAGGCUCUUGCAGGGGCGAAGUAUCAAGAAGGCCUUUCUGUCCCCCAGAACUGCCCUCAUCAACUUCCUGGUGCACGAGUGACUGCAGACACCUGUGGCUUCUAUGGGGGCCUCUGAGGAACCUCCUUCCGGGCCUGGGAUGAGGGGAAGCCGUCUGCUGGCCCGGGGCAGGGAAGAGACAGCCGCCUUGUGUAUUUACCCUGUGCUCUGGCAGACUGGCAUCACCACUGUGCCUCUGUGGUUUGGUCUGGUGCAGGGGCAAGGGUGGGUAUGGGCAGAGGGGAAACGAGCAAACAGGGAGGGAUCCAGCAGUCCGCCACCCCCACCCCACAGCAAGGUGGAGAAGGGCACCAGACCCCAGGUGAAGCCACCAGAGAUACUGCGGGGUGGGAGCAGAAAGGAGGAAAGCAAGUGAGAAUGAGCAUGAUGCCUCCUGAACAGCCCAGCAGCUCCUGGGCCCCAGAAAUCACACCACCCCAGGCAUGCCCCAGAGUGUGAGGGUGAACUGAGGACCCACAUGUGGCUGUUGUGGCUGGUCGGUAACAGUGCUGGCAUCACGGUGACGGUCUCCUCACCUUCGGGCCAGAUGGAGAGGCUGUGUGUCCACAUAUGCAGUUUGUGCAGUGGCCGCUGGGUCUUCAGAGUUGCUCCUGAACCGGAAAGCAUGCGGCGCUCGUGCUCUGCAAGUGGCCCCACUGCUGAGCCUGCUCUGAGGUCGACACACAGGCUCUCCGGUGAAGCAGCCCCUCCUAACCACUCCUCAGGGCGUAAAGUUUGCAGCGUAAUAAGGAGGAGCCAAGCUGGUUUGGAUCUCAGACGGAACCAAUCCAAGGGCCCCUGCAGCACAGCAGCGAGCCUGCUCACGUGGGCCACAGAGGGCAGUGCCGCCACCGACGUGGCCCCCAGAGCCAGUCUUUAGGAGGAGCGAGUUCACUGCAGAGCGUGGGACUGAUGCCACCCAGGCACUGCCUCCUGUGUUCAAGCCUGGUGGCCAGCGAGACAGCCAGGAAUGCACCGUGGUGUUGGGAUGCUGCGGUAAUGCUGGGUUUCUAUGAAGUCAGCAGUCAGGUGCUCUUACCAGAACUGGCCUAAGCCACUAGUUAAUAUUUAAUGGGGAAAUGGAGGAGAAUCUAGCCAUUUUAUGAUGCUGAUAAUCUGUAUUUGUUUCCUGAUGCCAUUUUUCUAAGUAGCCUCAGAUGUGGCUACAGUUUAGCAGUUAGUAGGUGACUUUCUUUAAUGCAUUAAAAUGUUUGUCAUGUAUUACUUCCGGAUAUUUGUGUGAUCUUGGAAUAGCCACCAUAUUCCAAUUCUAGGAGUUAAUCAGGAACAGACUGAGGUAUCCCGUCAGCAUCAGGACCAUUGGCAGUGUGCCAACCUCCACGUGGAAUGUUACAGAGGGAGGUGUAUGUGGAACUGUCAGAACAGGGCAGACUACACUGAUUCAGGGACAAUAGCAAUAGUGGUUGUCACUGGUUCUCAAAAAAGUAGCUCAAACUUAAUACCAUGCCUGGUCCCAUACCCAGAAAUUCUGAUUGAAUUGAUCUGAGGUAUGCUUGGGCAUCAGGGAUCUUUAAAGUUCCAUAAGUGAUUCUACUGGGCAGCAAAGUUUGAGAACCACUGAGUCAAUUCGUGCAUUUGAACCAUGAUGUCUGACUGCUCUUUCCUCUCCAUCUUCCUCUGCACUGGGAUCAGUUUGGUCUAGGACCAAAACAUGAUGAAGUGGAGCUGGGAAAGACUGGGGCCGGAAUUUAGGAGCAGAAUUUAAGACAUUCCCAGAGCUUGCUUGAGUGUCCACAAUCCGGCUCCACAUCCCAGCCAGUGUGGAUUAAAUAUAAGCAAACAGAUGAAGGUAUUUGGUGCAAAGAGGGAAGAGUAGGUGUUUUUGCUGGAUUAUCUUGUUUAUUCCUUACCAUACCUGGUAAGGUAAGCUGAGUGGUCUUGACCCCAUCAACAGGAUGAGGGUAGGGAGCCUUUUCUCUGCACAUAACCUGGCCACAGCAAAAGGAUAAAAUUGUGAAAACAAGCUCAUUGGUACCACUAAGGGUUACAAUGGGACAGGAAACUGAGAGUCGGGGCAGGAAGGUGAGGAGAGGAAUGAUCUCAAUCCUUUUUUAUAACUGCCUUGGUUAGGUCAAAAACUGAACCCAAGUUCCCUUGUGGUAUGUCAUUUAAUUCUCACAAAAACUCAGGAGGGAAGCAAUUCUUCCUUCCUAAAUAUGAAGAGACCAAAUUUGCUCAGUUUCCAAGAAAAAAGUAGAAAGGCCAGAAUCUAAACCCAUGUCUCCUGGCCUUCAGAUCCCCUUCUGGUCCCCGACUGUGUUUCCCCAGUCCCCUUACCUAAAGGCCCAUCUUGCUUGAAGUACAACAAUCAGGAAAUUGAGCUGUUGGCCGAAAGUUGGCAUUGUGAGUGGAGUCUGGCCCAGCCUCUCCUCCUGUGACGUCCUCGCAUCUGUAAAGCUGUGCCAUGUGUAGAGGAAAGGCCAGAAGCACUGGGUUGGUUCCGUAGGGCACAAGGCGAAUAUUGCCAAAGCAGUGGAAGAUUUCCUAUUCUGUCAGGGAAAUGAGGGAAGAUGUGCCCAGGGAAGGUGCAGCCUCCAGCAGAUGUGCCACAGUAAGAGCCACCCACCUGCCAAAGAAAUUAAAUUGAUCUCUAAGAGCCUAAACAGUAAGUGAGCUGGGGAAGAUGUCUAGGCAUGCUUCAUCCCAACCUAAAUACACGACUGCAGGGAACUGGUUUAGAAAAACAAGGUGCAGCCAGCAAAAGAUGGUUUUUAAAAAACAAAACAAGUAUAUGAAAAUGUUGUCCUGAAUAAAGCAGUUUUCUUACACA
Manis javanica (Malayan pangolin) is the source of this 8982-nucleotide messenger RNA. RefSeq names its product leucyl-tRNA synthetase 2, mitochondrial (gene LARS2). Gene Ontology annotation, cellular component: mitochondrion. NCBI's taxonomy places the organism in Eukaryota, Metazoa, Chordata, Mammalia, Pholidota, Manidae. Gene Ontology annotation, molecular function: ATP binding; leucine-tRNA ligase activity; aminoacyl-tRNA deacylase activity. The record is from RefSeq and is a predicted model, not a curated record. Gene Ontology annotation, biological process: mitochondrial translation; leucyl-tRNA aminoacylation.